Molecule: messenger RNA, 952 nt
Organism: Chiloscyllium plagiosum (whitespotted bambooshark)
Lineage: Eukaryota; Metazoa; Chordata; Chondrichthyes; Orectolobiformes; Hemiscylliidae
Source: RefSeq, a predicted model, not a curated record
AUGGUCAGCGCUCAGUACCAUGAAUAUUACUAUUUCAAAUUUGUGAAAUGUUUUAAUGUGCAUCACGUCUCACAAAAAGAACUGACGAAAGAGCAAAACUAUAUAUAUCAUAUAGGCGACUUCAUCGCAGCAUUAAACAUCAAAGUAUCAUUCUCCAGACAACAGUGCAACGAUGAAUAUUUCGUUGAAUUUGACGGAACAACGCUGAUCAAUAUCGUCAUACCGUUGCUGUUGGUAGAAUUCAUUCUAGAAUCAAUCGGCAAUGCUGUUGCUUUGUGGAUCUUUUGCUUUCGGUGGAAACCUUGGAAACUGAGUACGAUCUAUUUGUUUAAUCUGACAAUAGCAGAUUUUCUCUUGAUGUGUUGCCUACCAUUUCGUUUGGCUUACUGUGUAAACAAAAAGGACUGGAUCCUCGGAGAUAUCGUCUGUCGUGUGUUAUUUAUGGUGUCGUUGAAUCGUGCAGGCAGUACUGCCUUUUUCACACUCGCGGCAAUAGAUCGUUAUUUUAAAGUUGUCCAACUUCACCAUAAAUUUAAUUCUGUGUCACAAAGAUAUGCUAUAGUGGGCGUAUCUUUUACAUGGACUCUAAUGCUAUUAAUGACCUCGUACCUUCUGUUUGAAAGGCACGUGUUUGAGCAGAAGAACCUUACAUAUUGUGAGAGCUUCCAUUUAUACGAGUCUUUUAAUGUUGCUGCAACUUGGCAUGAUGUAUUUUUUGUUGUUGAGUUUGUAACACCACUUUGUAUUAUUCUGUUCUGCACAUUCUCGAUCAUUUCAAAACUUCAGCACAAACACAGUGAAACUAGAGAAAAAUAUAAAAAGGCUAUACGUAUUGUGAAAACUGUUGUAUAAUAGUAUUCAUACUGUUUCUUACCCAGUAACAGCGGCAGGCUAAUUAUACCCCCACCCUUCUCUCUGACCUAUCACCUCCAUCCCCACCCCCAAAUUUAUC